Messenger RNA from Aphanomyces astaci, 327 nucleotides. RefSeq lists its product as hypothetical. The transcript has 2 exons. The record is from RefSeq and is a predicted model, not a curated record. Lineage: Eukaryota; Oomycota; Saprolegniomycetes; Saprolegniales; Verrucalvaceae. Bases 1 to 327 code for a protein of 108 amino acids.
AUGGCAGCGUGUGCUAUCCCCCUCGUGGCGCUGGGUGUCUGUGGCGCCAUUGGCGAGUCGUGCAUCCUCUUCACCGUGGGAAAGUUUGGCGUACUCACGACAUCCAUGGUUGCGAUGUUGCAGAAGGCUCUGAUCAUUGCAAUUUCAGUGACAGUGUUUCAGCACACCUUGAGCGGGAUGCAGGUCUCCAUCGCGCUGGUUGUCGCGCUGGCCAAAGGACGGUCUGUGGCCCACAACGCACUUGGCGAAUGCCAUUUGUUGCUGCAGGAUGACGAAGAUGUCAAUAGUGCCGUGGAAGUUGCUUCAAAACAAGUGGAUGACAGUUGA